AGAUGUCUCGCUUCCUGUUCCGUCUCUGAUAUCUAUGAUCCGUAUCCGAUUUCGGAUUUCCUGGUAUGAUUAGGGCUUGGGAACGAACCAAAUUAAUUCAAUUUAGCUAGUCUUUUCUGAAACGUAACUGUUUCGUAUGAUUUUGACAUUUAGAGUAAGGUGUAACUCAAGUAUUUCGACUCAGUAAACGUACAAAGAGAGGCAGAAACAAACAAAGGCAAAGCGCUGUUUUUAUUUGUGAAGGGAAGCGGCUAGGUUAGCCAGCUAGCUUUAGCCUUUAGCCUGCACUGUUGAAAUGUCUGUCUCUGCCGGUGUCUCCCCGUCAGCCCAGGGCACGGCCCUGGUCAGUCCAGGCACGGGGAUGUCCAUGUUUCGGUGGCUUGAGGUUCUGGAGAAGGAGUUUGACAAGGCGUUUGUUGACGUUGAUUUACUACUGGGAGAAAUCGAUCCAGAUCAAGCUGACAUCACCUACGAGGGUCGUCAAAAGAUGACAAGUCUCAGCUCCUGUUUUGCUCAGCUUUGCCACAAAGCCCAGACGAUUUUUCAACUUAAUCACAAAGUCGAGGUGAGCACAAGCUCAGAAAUCUUGUAUCAAUGUUAAAAAGUAUGUGUAUGAUCAUCUGGUAUGAUGGUUAUGUAUGAAUUAUUAAAUAGCUGUCAGAAUGUCUCUUUCCAUGACAGUGCGUCUCUGCCCAUCCAGCUGACUGUCAAUUGAAAUAGCAAAUUGACAUAGCGUGACGGCCAUCACAAUACAUUAGCACAUUAGAGGCUGCUGCUGCCUAUUGAAAUCACUGGCCACUUUAAGAAAUGGAACACUAGUCACUUUAAUAAUGUUUACAUAUCUUGCACUACUCAUCUCAUAUGUAUAUACUGUAUUCUAUUCUAUAAUAUUCUACUGUAUCUUAGUCCAUGCCGCUCUGUCAUUGCUUGUCCAUAUAUGUAUAUAUUCUUAAAUUCCAUUCCUUACUAGAUUUGUGUGUAUUGGGUGGAUGUUGUGAAAUUGUUAGAUAUUACUUGUUAGAUAUUACUGCACUGUCGGAGCUAGAAGCACAAGCAUUUCGCUACACCCGCAAUAACAUAUGCUAAACACAUGUAUGUGACAAAUACGGGCGGCAGGUAGCUUAGUGGUUAAGAGCCUUGUGCCAGUAACCGAAAGGUCGCUGGUUCUAAUCCCCGAGCCAACUAGGUGAACAUCUGUCGAUGUGCCCUUGAGCAAGGCACUUAACCCUAAUUGCUCCUGUAAGUCGCUCUGGAUAAGAGCGUCUGCUAAAUGACAAAAAAAAAUAAAAAAAUAAUACAAUUUGAUUUGAUUUGAGUGCCACUCCACGUUGUCAAAUCUAUUGAUGAGAGAAACAGAAUUAAGGAUCAUCCUAACCCUUACUCCACGUAUGACCUCACCAUGCUCACAUUAAUGAAUGUUUGAUCAGGAGUGUAGUUGACUCUGUCAACAAGACUUUCCCAGCAAUUCCAGACUACCGUAGAGCUCUUAUUACUGCUUGUAAAUCAAUACUGCAUUUCAGCCUUCAGCUAAAGCUCAAUAUAUUACUGAGGCCAGGAAAUCUGGCUAUACACAAACAGUUGGCCCCCAACAACACUAGAACGUCUAAUUCUUCUUCUGCGAUGAGGUUUAACAGCAGUUGGCAUCCAAUAAAUGUUGCAUUACCGCCACCUACUAGACUGGAGUAUAACUCCCUUUAUACUUUCCUUAAAAAAAAAAACAAGACAACAAAUACCCUACCAUCUAACACUACACUCACAAUUAAAAAAUAAAUUAUAAUAAUAACUACCAUACACCACCACUUAACACACCCUGUAACUCUUCUAUUGUCAAGUCUCGAACACCCAAAUACCUAUCUGCAGCUGCCACCACAACCUCUAUUUUCUGCGACUUACAUUCCAUCCCUGCAGUACAGUUGAUAACCAUUGCUAUAAAUGUCAAAAAUUCAAUCUUACUGAAACAUAUAUCACUUGUUGGUUUAUCCCUCGGUACAUAUCUACUACUAACACCAUUCCUCUCAGGAUCCCUCCCCCUUGACCCAUCUUCCUCUACUUUCUUCACUGCCUCAGCAUAUGACAACUUCUGCACUACUCUAACCCUGGAAACCUCAACCUGCCUCUUGCGCACCGGACAUUUCGGAUCCCCAGACCCAUGUGCACCCCUACAAUUUACACAUACCACUACUUUCCCCAAUGCUACACAUGACUUUGUCUCAUACCCUUCUGCACACUUCUCACACCUAGGAACCUCCCUCCUACACACUGCUGCCACAUGCCCAUAAGCUUGACACCUGUAACAACGUAAUGUAUUCGGCACAAAAGCUUGUACCGGAUAACUUUAUAUAUCCUAACAUCAAAAGAUAGCCCUAUUUGGUAAAAGACCAAGUCCAUAUUAUGGCAAGAACAGCUCAAAUAAAGUAAAGAGAAACAACAGUCCAUCAUUACUUUAAGACAUGAAGGUCAGUCAAUACGGAACAUUUUAAGAACUUUGAAAGUUUCUUUAAGUGCAGUCGCAAAAACCAUCAAGCGCUAUGAUGAAACUGGCUCUCAUGAGGACUGCCACAGGAAUGGAAGACCCAGAGUUACCUCUGCUGCAGAGGAUAAGUUCAUUAGAGUUACCAGCCUCAGAAAUUGCAGCCCAAAUAAAUGCUUCACAGAGUUCAAGUAACAGACACAUCUCAACAUCAACUGUUCAGAGGAGACUGUGUGAAUCAGGCCUUCAUGGUUGAAUUGUUGCAAAGAAGCCACUACUAAAGGACACCAAUAAGAAGAAGAGACUUGCUUGGGCCAAGAAACACGAGCAAUGGACAUUAGACCGGUGGAAAUUUGUCCUUUGGUCUGGAGUCCAAAUGAGAGAUUUUUGGUUCAAACCGCCAUGUCUUUGUGAGACGCGGUGUGGGUGAACGGAUGAUCUCAGCAUGUGUAUUUCCCACCGUAAAGCAGGGAGGAGGAGGUGUUAUGGUGUGGGGGUGCUUUGCUGGUGACACUGUCUGUGAUUUAUUUAGAAUUGAAGGCACACUUAACCAGCAUAGCUACCACAGCAUUCUGCAGUGAUACGCCAUCCCAUCUGGUUUGCACUUAGUCGGACUAUCAUUUGUUUUUCAACAGGACAAUGACCCAACACACCUCCAGGCUGUGUGAGGGCUAUUUUACCAAGAAGGAGAGUGAUGGAGUGCUGCAUCAGAUGACCUGGCCUCCACAAUCACCCGACCUCAACCCAAUUGAGAUGGUUUGGGAAGAGUCGGACCGCAGAGUGAAGGGAAAAGCAGCCAACAAGUGCACAGGAUAUGUGGGAACUCCUUCAAGACUGUUGGAAAAGCAUUCCAUGUGAAGCUGGUUGAGAGAAUGCCAAGAGUGUGCAAAGCUGUCAUCAAGGCAAAGGGUGACUAUUUGAAGAAUCUCAAAUAUAAAAUAUAUUUUGAUUUGUUUAACACUUUUUUUGGUUACUACAUGAUUCCAUAUGUGUUAUUUCAUAGUUUUGAUGUCUUCACCAUUAUUCUACAAUGUAGAAAAUAGUAAAAAUAAAGAAAAACCCUGGAAUGAGUAGGUGUGUCCAAACUUUUGACUGGUACUGUACAUCUAGUUCUUGCCUUGUCUAGGGACUCCUGUAGCGCUCAACAGUGCAUCUAUACUCCGCCAUUUUCAGACCAUGCUCCACUAGAAUGUCAUUGCCUAUUAGGCUAUUUGACGUGGCUAAAGUAAACAAAAUCUGUGAAAAUCAGCUAUUAUGGGAUUUGUGAAAUGCCUCAGUUUUCUGUCCACUGGCAGUGUUUGUGACCAUUAUGGAUAUGAAUGUUAUUCUCGUCAUGUUUCACAAGUUUGGACAUCACAGUACAGCACAGCAGAGUAGAGUUCAGUACAGUAGAGUCCAAUAUACAGUACUUUACUCCAGGGUUUCCCAAACUCGGUCCUGCUCGGUCCUGGUGCACAUUUUGUAUUUUGCCCUAGCAAUACAUAGGUGAUUAAAAUAAUCAAAUCUUGAUGAUGAGUUGGUUAUUUGAAUCAGCUGUGUAGUGCUAGGGCAAAAAACAAAAUGUGUACCCAGGGCGGCCCCCAGGACCGAGUUUGGGGAAACCCUGCUUUACUGUCCUAUACUUUUCUGAACUGUAUUGUACUGUGCUCUGUACUGUGCUAUCCCAACUUGUUUAACAUACGUCUAUGAUAGGUUCAGAUUUGGUCCAGUCCGGUCCGUCUGUGGACGUUAACAUGAGUGAGUGAGUGAGUGAGUGUGUGAAUCACUUGAAAAGCAGAACUGUGGAAGACGUCUGCAGCCCUAAGUCUGCCGGGAAAGCCAAGCUUAGGGGAAUUUGUUUCUGACUCAUUAUUUUGACUCAACUGUGUGUCUUGAUUUGUUAUGGUAACAUAGGCCUGCCCUAAUAGAUUGUUAUUGAUUACCAAACAUAAAAAAAGUGAUUUCUCAGCUAUUAAGACUUCCUUAGCCUCGUCUCCAGACUUAUUCAGGUAUAGUUUAUUACAUUUUUUUUUUUUACAUUUACGUCAUUUAGCAGACGCUCUUAUCCAGAGCGACUUACAAAUUGGUGCAUUCACCUUAUAGCCAGUGGGAUAACCACUUUACAAUAUGUUUUUUUUUCUUUCUUUGGGGUGGGGUAAGGGGGGGUAGAAGGAUUACUUUAUCCUAUCCCAGGUAUUCCUUAAAGAGGUGGGGUUUCAAGUGUCUCCGGAAGGUGGUGAGUGACUCCGCUGUCCUGGCGUCGUGAGGGAGCUUGUUCCACCAUUGGGGUGCCAGAGCAGCGAACAGUUUUGACUGGGCUGAGCGGGAACUGUGCUUCCGCAGAGGUAGGGGGGCCACUAGGCCAGAAGUGGAUGAACGCAAUGCCCUUGUUUGGGUGUAGGGACUGAUCAGAGCCUGAAGGUACGGAGGUGCCGUUCCCCUCACAGCUCCAUAGGCAAGCACCAUGGUCUUGUAGCAGAUGCGAGCUUCAACUGGAAGCCAGUGGAGUGUGCGGAGGAGCAGGGUGACGUGAGAGAACUUGGGAAGGUUGAACACCAGACGGGCUGCGGCAUUCUGGAUGAGUUGUAGGGGUUUAAUGGCACAGGCAGGGAGCCCAGCCAACAGCGAGUUGCAGUAAUCCAGACGGGAGAUGACCAGUGCCUGGAUUAGGACCUGUGCCGCUUCCUGUGUAAGGCAGGGUCGUACUCUCCGAAUGUUAUAGAGCAUGAACCUACAGGAUCGGGUCACCGCCUUGAUGUUAGCAGAGAACGACAGGGUGUUGUCCAUGGUCACGCCAAGGCUCUUUGCACUCUGGGAGGAGGACACAACAGAGUUGUCAACCGUGAUGGCGAGAUCAUGGAACGGGCAGUCCUUCCCCGGGAGGAAGAGCAGCUCCGUCUUGCCGAGGUUCAGCUUGAGGUGGUGAUCCGUCAUCCACACUGAUAUGUGUGCCAGACAUGCAGAGAUGCGAUUCGCCACCUGGUUAUCAGAAGGGGGAAAGGAGAAGAUUAGUUGUGUGUCGUCUGCGUAGCAAUGAUAGGAGAGGCCAUGUGAGGAUAUGACAGAGCCAAGUGACUUGGUGUAUAGCGAGAAUAGGAGAGGGCCUAGAACUGAGCCCUGGGGGACACUAGUGGUGAGAGCACGUGGUGCGGAGACAGAUUCUCGCCACGCCACUUGGUAGGAGCGACCGGUCAGGUAGGACGCAAUCGAAGAGUGAGCCACGCCGGAGAUGCCCAACUCGGAGAGGGUGGAGAGGAGGAUCUGAUGGUUCACAGUAUCAAAGGCAGCAGACAGGUCUAGAAGGACAAGAGCAGAGGAGAGAGAGUUAGCUUUAGCAGUGCGGAGAGCCUCCGUAACACAGAGAAGAGCAGUCUCAGUUGAAUGACCAGUCUUGAAACCUGACUGGUUUGGAUCAAGAAGGUCAUUCUGAGAGAGAUAGCAAGAGAGUUGGCUAAAGACGGCACGCUCAAGAGUUUUGGAGAGAAAAGAAAGAAGGGAUAUUGGUCUGUAGUUGUUGACAUCGGAGGGAUCGAGUGUAGGUUUUUUGAGAAGGGGUGCAACUCUCGCUCUCUUGAAGACGGAAGGGACAUAGCCAGCGGUCAAGGAUGAGUUGAUGAGCGAGGUGAGGUAAGGGAGAAGGUCACCGGAGAUGGUCUGGAGAAGAGAGAAGGGGAUAGGGUCAAGCGGGCAGGUUGUUGGGCGGCCGGCCGUCACAAGUUGCAAUAUUUCAUCUGGAGAGAGAGGGGAGAAAGAAGUCAAAGCAUAGGGUAGGGCAGUGUGAGCAGGACCAGCAGUGUCAUUUGACUUAACAAACGAGGAUCGGAUGUCGUCAAACGUAUUUUCAAAAUGGUUGAUGAAGUCAUCCACGGGGGGGGAGGGGGAGGAGGAUUCAGCAGGGAGGAGAAGGUGGCAAAGAGCUUCCUAGGGUUAGAGGCAGAUGCUUGGAAUUUAGAGUGGUAGAAAGUGGCUUUAGCAGCAGAAACAGAGGAAGAAAAUGUAGAGAGGAGGGAGUGAAAAGAUGCCAGGUCCGCAGGGAGUCUAGUUUUCCUCCAUUUCCGCUCGGCUGCCCGGAGCCCUGUUCUGUGAGCUCGCAAUGAGUCGUCAUGCCACGGAGCAGGAGGGGAGGACCGAGCCGGCCGGGAGGAUAGGGGACAUAGAGAGUCAAAGGAUGCAGAAAGGGAGGAGAGGAGGGUUGAGGAGGCAGAAUCAGGAGAUUGGAGGGAGAAGGAUUGAGCAGAGGGAAUAGAUGAUAGGAUGGAAGAGGAGAGAGUAGCGGGAGAGAGAGAGCGAAGGUUGCGACGGCACAUUACCAUCUGAGUAGGGGCAGAGUGAGUAGUGUUGGAGGAGAGCGAGAGAGAAAAGGAUACAAGGUAGUGGUCGGAGACAUGGAGGGGAGUUGCAGUGAGAUUAGUAGAAGAACAGCAUCUAGUAAAGAUGAGGUCAAGCCUUGUGAGUAGGGGGGGACGGUGAGAGGGUGAGGUCAAAAGAGGAGAGGAGUGGAAAGAAGGAGACGGAGAGAAAUGAGUCAAAGGUAGACGUAGGGAGGUUAAAGUUUAUCAGGAAGAGGUCAGCCGGACGCCUGUCUUGUCCUCCCUCCAUGCUUAGAGAGCACAGUGUUUAGGAGCAAGGAUAUAGAGAUAACAGUCUGACUCCAGCCACGAGACACACACAUUCCACACUUGCCCAACACUCAAGAAUCAGGAAAUCCUGUCCCUUUUGCGUUUGUCUGCUUGCAUGCAUGCAUGUGUCUGUCUGUGUGUUUGUAUGUCCGGGUCUGUAUGUGUCUUUGUAUUUGGUCGGUUGGUUUGGCGUGCGUAUGUCUCUUUGUAUUUGGUCGGUUAGUUUGGCGUGUGAUGCCAGCAGCUGCACUGUGUAGGCUAAUGUUUCUCCUGAUGUAGCAUACUGCCACCUGUGUGUCCAGACAUGUGGGCUGUCUCAGUCUGAAUAGAGGACAAAGUGGUCAGCAAACAGACACACACACUCUUUAUGUCCUGAAGUAUUUUGUUAACUUUUUCCCCCUACUACCCUACAUUUGAGGAGUAAAUACAGGCUAAACUGUCUUAAAUGGUGGGUCGUACUAUAGAAUAUUCUAAGCCUGUUUGAUUUAGACUGGGUCUCUAUUAUAAUGAAGGCCUGCCUGAUUACUAGGCAUUAUCUCUGUCUGAGGAUGAUGAUUGAUAAGUUAUUUAAGAGGCAGAGGUUGUUUAUUAUUCAGUUAGAUUCACAUGAUAUAAUCACACUCCUCUUUCAUCAUCAUAGGUGGAGUGAAUCCUAACCUCAUUCAUAUCAUACUGUAGAUCAAUUCAUUCCUUCAGCUGUGACAUGCAGGUGGCCCCAGUUCAAUGGCAUAAAUAAGUCGAUUAAUUGUUCUCUGCACUCAACUCUGCUUCCCAUGUUGCCAAGCUCAGUAAGCUCCAGAGACGAGCACAAAUUGUAUUUUUGUUGUUGCGUACAAUAGACAACCUUCAAUUGAUUUUGGCACAAUUCAUACAGGCUUGAAUAACAAAGAGCCUGCUUUCUAAGAAAAAUACGUAUUGAAAAAUCAGAUAGAGAACAGAGUGGAAAUGUAAAACAGAACAAUCAAAAAUGUAAUUUGAUCUGUGCUGGGAUGAUGACUUGGGCCUGGUCCACUUGACUUGACCACAUACAUGAUGAUGAGGAUUCCUAAGAAUCUAGGAAGUCUGAAGAAGCGUACACUUAUGUAACUCUGUCUGUCUGACUUCUCUCUCUCUCUCCCACUCUCCUCCAGGCUCAGCUGGUGGGCCUGCGUUCGGAGCUGACUGACGUGCAGGCGGAGAAGGAGGUGGUGGAGAGGGAGGUCCACGACCAGCUCCUCCAGCUCCACGCCAUGCAGCUGCAGCUUCAUACCAAGGCGGGACAGACUGUGGACUCAGACUCCAUCAAAGACAGGAUGGUAGGACACACACACACACACACACACACACACACUACUCUCGCUCUAGUUUCUGCUUUGUGCGUCAUACUGUGGUUUCGAGGUUUCUAUUGUCGCUCUUCCUCCGAGAAUAAAGCUACCUCUAUGCGUCUGGGACAUUCUUGGGAAGGAAUACAAAUACCUUUUCACCGUUUUUUGAUGCGUUCCUGUAGCUGAAUCUUAGACUGCUAAAGUAUUUUAUGGUAUACCUGCUGAGGUUCCAGUUGGCCUGUAAAGUGGUAAAUGGUCGCAUUCUUCCCCACUGCUUGGCUGUGAUCUUAACUCUGCCUUUCUAACCUUUGACCCCUUCUCUGUUCUUCUCACCUUAAGCCUGUUCCCUCACUGGAGGAGAUGGUAAGUGUGUGCAUGUCCUCUGUGUCAGUUACUUUGGUUGGGGAUAGCUGUGUGUCUGUGGACUCAUCCCACCCUCAAGUUCUGUCUUUUCCUGAUCUUGCUAACAACAGUUCCUCAUCAAUACGUCCAACAGGCCGUCUAUGGGGCUCAUGCUAGCAAUGACUGACAGUGACAACAGAUCUGGAAUUAUUGUAGCUUUGUUGCAUUGUCUGUUAUUGCCUAUUCAUGUAUGUCCCUGUUGCCCCGUAUGAUUGGAACGUGCAUGUUUUGAUACUUGGAAAGUGUUUUGUUUUAAUAGUCAAAAAAAGCCCAAAGGGAAAUUAUGAUGAUUUCCAGGAUCUCUGUGAGGCUAAUGUGUGUAUGUAUAUGUAUAUAUAUAGAUCUAGAUAUAGGUAGAUAUAUUAGAGUAAUUGAUAUGUGAUAUGUUUGUGACUCGCUUCAAAAUGACCCAAAAUAGGUAAUUCCAGGGGAUCAUUCAGAAUAAUGAAUAACUGAAUAAACUCACUUACCUUUUAUCUAAAUAAGCUUACAUUUGCUCAGAUAUGUGCUGAUGGAAACAUGACCACCAACGUAAAUGAGUUAUUCAUUAUUCUGAAUGGUACCCUGGAAUAUUUUGGGUAAUUUUGAAGCGAGUCCCAAUCAAUCAUAUUUUGAUAGAACCAACUGGCUGUACUUAAGUUCAAAUCUUUACCCCUUUUGUGAACCUGUAACUUAAUCGUACACUCAGAGUAACCCAGUUUGCAUGUUGUUCCUUCUUAAUCAGCAGAAGUGUCAAUGCUUUGAACUUAUGACAGCCAAACCCACAGUCACCUAUCUUGUGUGUGUUUUGUCCUCAAGUAGAUAUUUAAUUUGUGCUUCAUCGAUACUGUAUAUUGUAUCCAUGUUUGUCUGUGACAUGGUCUUUGUGGCUGUAGCCCAGCCUGUGAGGAUGCAUCAGUGGACUGCUCUUUUCCUGCUCCCUGCCCUGCGGCCAGCUGCAGUGCCUGUCAACUACGCUUCCUCUAAUGUUGAUCAGAGGAGACUGCUCCAGCCUCUAGUCAUGGCCCAUUCUCUCUGACUCAUCAGUGGAGCAGGGAUCUCUCUCUGUCUCUGUACAGCAAAGUGCCAAAGCUGACAGGAGUAAAGCACUUGCGCGCUCUCUCUCUGUAGAGUUUAACUCAACCAUUUAUCUUUGCGUUUGUGUGUGUGUGUGUGUGUGUGUGUGUGUGUGUGUGCCCGUCCACCUGUGUGUGUGUGUGUGUGUGUGUGUGUGUAUGUGACAGGAGAGGGAGCUGCAGGCCAACAAGAAGGAGAAGGUGAAGGAAGUGAAGUUGGAGGCAGAGGUCAAGCUGCAUAAGAAGGAGAAUGAGGCCCUCCGCAAGCACAUCGCUGUACUGCAGGCUGAGGUCUACGGGGCCAGACUGGCAGCCAAGUAUCUGGACAAAGAGCUGGCUGGAAGGUAAACCUAACCUUAGCUCUAACCAUAACUCUAGCUCUAAACCUAACCCUAACUCUAGCUCCAACCCUAACUCUAGCUCCAACUCUAGCUCUAACUCUAGCUCUAAAACCUUAGCUCUAACCCUAACUCUAGGUCCAACCCUAACUCUAACCCUAACUCUAGGUCCAACCCUAACUCUAGGUCCAACCCUAACUCUAGGUCCAACCCUAACUCUAGCUCCAACCCUAACCCUAGCUCUAACCCUAACUCUAGGUCCAACCCUAACUCUAACCCUAGCUCUAACCCUAGCUCUAACCCUAACUCUAGCUCCAACCCUAACUCUAGCUCCAACCCUAACUCUAACCCUGACUCUAGCUCCAGCUCUAACCCUAACUCUAGCUCCAACCCUAACUCUAACCCUAGCUCUAACCCUAACUCUAGCUCCAACCCUAACUCUAACCCUGACUCUAGCUCCAGCUCUAACCCUAGCUCUAACCCUAACUCUAGCUCCAACCCUAACUCUAACCCUAGCUCUAACCCUAACUCUAGCUCCAACCCUAACUCUACCUCCAACCCUAACUCUACCUCCAACCCUAACACUAGCUCCAACCCUAGCUCUAAACCUAACUCUAGCUCCAACCCUAAUCCUAGCCCUAACCCUAGCUUUAACUCUAGCUCCAACCCUAACUCUAGCUCCAACCCUAACCCUAGUUCCAACCUUAAGCCUAGCCCCAACCCUAAUCCUAAUCUUGACAUAACCCAAAUGGGGCUCUUCCCCACCGAAUUCCCAAUUCAACCUCUGAUCAGUGUCAUAUCCAUUAGGCCACAAACAGAAGCAAGCAGAUUGAAAUAGGGAGGGACUACCUGAAACCAAUAAUGCUGACAUUGGUAACUGGUUGUCUUUGGGUCCAUCGUCUCCAGAGUACAGCAGAUCCAGUUACUGGGUCGGGACAUGAAGGGGCCCGCUCAUGACAAACUAUGGAACCAGCUGGAGGCUGAGAUCCACCUCCACCGCCACAAGACAGUCAUCCGAGCCUGCAGGGGGCGCAACGACCCCAAGAAACCCCUACCGUCUCCAGUGGGGCAUGUGAGUGGACAUCAGAGUCACUAGGGGAUUGAUCUUAAUUGUAGUUAAGGUAUUUUUACAGUUUGCUUAUCACUAUUUAUUUGCCUGUUUGAUCUCUCUCUCAGGAAACAAAUCUACUGAAGAAGACCCAAGGAGUUGGUCCUAUUCGUAAAGUAGUGCUGGCCAAAGAAGAUCACGAGGGACUUGGAAUUUCAAUCACGGUAACCUCCACCACCAAUUUAGCCCAAACCAGAAAGUGUUAAAUGCUAUGUCUCAACCCAUAGUGUGUUGCUCAUCAGUCAUGUUCCAUACCUUAAUAUGUGUGUGUAUGUCUGUGUUAUUUCUGGAUGGACAGGGUGGUAAGGAACACGGGGUGCCCAUCCUGAUCUCAGAGAUCCAUCCUACCCAGCCUGCGGAGCGCUGUGGGGGGCUCCAUGUGGGUGAUGCCAUCCUGGCUGUCAACAGCAUCAACCUGAGGGACGCCAAACACAAGGAAGCCGUCACCAUCCUCUCACAACAGGUCAGACUCGGCUCCGGGGAGAGAGAAGGGCUGAGUGCUCGCAUCUUGAAUUCAGGCAAACUUAGCCUGGUGGUCCAGAUUUGGUUGCUUUGUUAUGUUUGUUGUCAUGCUAAACAUGUAUGACAUCAUGACUGCAUUAAAGAGUUGGUACAUGUACACUAUGGCACCAGGUUAAGUAAAACCAUAGUAAAAAGCUAAACAUUCCUUUUGUGAUUUCAAAAGCCUUUCUUGAGUUGGUGAUACCUUUUGUGCGAGCCUGUGUGACCAGUUAGUGUUUAGGUUGGGGGGUAAAGCUUUUACUGAGUGUCAGUCAUCUCUCCUCUCCUUAAAACAGCAGUGGGGAUCUCAGUCAGCCCACAAUUCCUAGAACACUAGAGUAAUUUAGUGGAGGUUCAUGCUGGGGUUAGUCAAUUUAGCCUGCGGGGCUGCUUCUGUGCAUUGGGGGAAAACGGUUAAUCAUGCCUCAGCAAACCAACAAAUUAACUAAGUAAGCUCUUGCUAAAUUUUCUCUCACCCUCUGUGGUGUGUGUGUGUCUGUCUGUGUCCUCCUGUCCUCCAGAGGGGAGAGAUAGAGUUUGAGGUGGUGUACGUGGCCCCGGAGGUGGACUCUGACGAUGAGAACGUGGAGUAUGAGGAUGACAGCGGCCAUCGCUACCGCCUCUACUUGGAUGAGCUGGAGGAGGGGUCAGCCGCCAGCAGGAACAACGGCACAGCAGACUCAGCAUCGCUACAAGGUAAGUUAUCUCUACUGUACCUCAUUCCUGGGCUGUCAUUAUUCAUAGAAAACGAACACGUUGUUUUCAGUAGUAGGGCUUCAUUUUAAAUAGUGUUGUCUUACUUCACAUUCACUUGCAUUAUACAAAUGGGAGUCUUUGUGUUAAUGUGAAAAUGGACUGUAAAGACUGCCAAAAUGCCAUAUGAGCAUAUGUGAAUGAACAGAAAAUGUGGCGUUUCAUCCAGCUGAAAUGCCCACAGAAUGUGAUGAUUGAUGCUGCAGUAAGGAGAGAGUGUAUUCAUGUCCAUCUAUCUGUGCCUACUGCUGCAGCUCUGGAGAAGAUGUCAGUGAGUGACAGCCUGGAGAACGGAGACACAGGGAUCUCCAGUGAGACGCCAUCAGAGGAGACCCUGUCUAAGGCUGCUGAGUCCGGAGAGAGCUCCUCAUAG
Molecule: messenger RNA, 12902 nt
Organism: Coregonus sp. 'balchen'
Lineage: Eukaryota; Metazoa; Chordata; Actinopteri; Salmoniformes; Salmonidae
Source: the annotation of a GenBank genome assembly